Miniopterus natalensis is the source of this 2838-nucleotide messenger RNA. NCBI's taxonomy places the organism in Eukaryota, Metazoa, Chordata, Mammalia, Chiroptera, Miniopteridae. The record is from RefSeq and is a predicted model, not a curated record.
CCAGGGUGUCUGUGGCCCGACAGUUCCUCCGAGUCACGAAGCAGUACCUCCCGCACGUGGCGCGCCUCUGCCUGAUCAGUACCUUCCUGGAGGACGGCGUGCGCAUGUGGUUCCAGUGGGGCGAACAGCGGGACUACAUCGACAGCACCUGGGGCUGUGGCUACCUGGUGGCCUCCUCCUUCGUGCUCCUCAACCUGCUCGGACAGCUGACUGGCUGCAUCCUGGUGCUGAGCAGAAACUUCGUGCAGUACGCCUGCUUCGGGCUCUUCGGAAUCAUAGCCCUGCAGACGAUCGCCUACAGCAUUUUAUGGGACUUGAAGUUUUUGAUGAGGAACCUGGCCCUGGGAGGAGGCUUGUUGCUGCUCCUAGCAGAGUCCCGUUCUGAAGGGAAGAGCAUGUUUGCGGGUGUCCCCACCAUGCGUGAGAGCUCCCCCAAACAGUACAUGCAGCUCGGAGGCAGGGUCCUGCUGGUCCUGAUGUUCAUGACCCUCCUUCACUUCGACUCCAGCUUCUUCUCUAUCCUCCAGAACAUCGUGGGCACAGCUCUGAUGAUUUUAGUGGCCGUUGGCUUUAAAACCAAGCUGGCCGCCUUGACUCUUGUCGUCUGGCUGUUCGCCAUCAACGUGUAUUUCAACGCCUUCUGGACCAUUCCUGUCUACAAGCCCAUGCAUGACUUCCUCAAGUACGACUUCUUCCAGACCAUGUCGGUGAUCGGAGGCUUGCUUCUGGUGGUGGCUCUGGGCCCCGGGGGCGUCUCCAUGGACGAGAAGAAGAAAGAGUGGUAACAGACCCCUUCUCUGCCUGGCUAAGACCCGUGGCUGUCCAGGACUGGUUCGGGGUGGAUUCGACAAGACUGCCGGCAUUUAUGUACCCUCUUCCCUUCCCUGCCUUGGUAAAGGCACAGAUGUGUGAGAAAUUUCUCUGCAGACCCGAGAUUUGAUGGCUGAAUCUGCUCUACACCUGCCACCUGCUCUCUGACCAGUCAGAGCCAGCGGACGCUUGGCUCCUCCCUCCCCACGGCAGGCCUCCGCUCUCCUGUGAGCAGCUGGGCUGGUUGCGGCCUCUGUCCUGUUUUUGUUUUGGUUUUUUUGGGGGGGUGGGGGCCUUCAAGCUGUACUAUGAGCAGAUACAUUUGUGUAUCAUUCAAAGCAGUCUCCCUCUUAUUUUUUUUAAAGUUUACGUUUUUUAGCUAAAACUACUAAAUGAUUUCAGAUGGCCCAAACAUCAAAGACACCGUAAAACUCUCUGGUUUAAAAUCGCACCAGUGGCUUUCACGUUGUUUCUGCCUUGCAUUGUAAUAAUAUAAGGACAGUGAAAAUACUUAAGAGAAACCCAAGCCCCAGAGAAUGAGGCAGUAUUAGAGGGGCCACUGUUCAUGGAAAAAGUCAUUGAUUAAUCAGGAAAUUGGCCCAGACUGGGGCAGUUUAUAUGGGAUCUGGGAGCUUACAUGGCUCAAGGUGGGGAUGGAGAUAGAAGUCCUGUAGGAAGCCCCCAGGAGCCCGCAGGGACCCUCGCGCUCACCUGCAUGCUUGCAGUUUGGCCCCAGCUGCUCCCCUGUGACCUGCUGGGGAGGAACAGUGACACGCAGCUAGCAGACCAGUUACCUCACACUUGACCUUUCGCAGCCAAGGCUGAAACUGGGCAGAGCUCACCCUGGCCAGGUGCCUGGGUUUUCUUUGGUCUGAGGGAUUCUCCCAGGCUGCGCAGCCACGACUUAUGUUUUCACAAGGCUGUUGCUUGCUCAGAUCAGCUAUCUGCUAUGCUGAACACAGCCCAAAUUACUUUUUACGAUUUGUGAUGCCUUACCGAUUGGAUCUGACUCCUAUAUUUAAAGUUUUUUAACAUUGCCUUACACUGUGUUUCUCUUCUUGGGGUUGUGAGCACUUGCUGUUCUCUGCUAGUCCACAUCGUAGCAAAGGCCACCAGGGGAGUUGGAACAUCUCUGUGCCUCCUGUUGUCCUCCCCUCAAUCCUUUGGGGACAGACCGACUUGGCCAGGCUGACCAGGAGGCUGGCCUCGGGGCUUGGCUCUCUGGUCAUCAGCUAGGUGUGCGAGCCUGAGGGCCAUCCUGGGGGCGAGGAGGGGGGAGGUAGUCCUGAGCCAGGUUCCAUGUUUACCUUCCAGGCUAGGGCCAGGGUGAGGUGGAGCCUCUUCUUGCCCCCAGUAGGCUUUGCAGGGCGGAGAUGGCUGCCUUUUGCCCACCAGGGCUCUUAGAACUGAACCUGGCUUUGCAGCCUGGCCCCACCUAACCGAGGGGAGUAAGAUUGUACCACUUCACCACUCGUCCCCCAGCCACGAUGGAGGCUCAUCCUGAGCGUUAUUUAGGCAGAGCCAUGGCUGAGGGAUGUGUUCCUAUUCCCGAUCACUCAGAUGCUCACUACAUGGAGGGUUUCACUUUCUGACUAAGCCUCACCAGGGUCAUCUCAUGGUCCACACCCCCUUCCCUGUUAACACAUCAUGACAGCCCCAUCGAGCAGCACCCUCAGCCAAGUUGCAUCUCGCUAUAGCACUGUUUCUCGCACAUAUGGGUCCUUCCUGGCUCUGUGCUCAGAGACCUCUGUUUGGUCGUCCCUGGUCACCAUCCAUGCCGGAGGAGGUCACUCCCACCUCCCCGGCACCAAGCAGGCUAGUGCCUGGGCCCAGGGUAGACCUACAUCUUUGCGGGAGGAGUGGAAAAUGAUCUACCAAUUGGUUUUGGCAAAACAAUUUUUGAAAAAUUUUUUGCUUUAUGUGGGAAAUAGGUAUCAAUCUCAUUUUAUGCUGUAUUUUAUAUCUUAGUUGUGUUUGAAAACGUUUUGAUUUUUGGAAACAUCAAAAUAAAUAAUGGCAUUUGUUGUA